Molecule: messenger RNA, 3395 nt
Organism: Olea europaea var. sylvestris
Lineage: Eukaryota; Viridiplantae; Streptophyta; Magnoliopsida; Lamiales; Oleaceae
Product: pentatricopeptide repeat-containing protein At2g22070
Exons: 2
Coding region: 52-2409 (785 amino acids)
Biological process (GO): RNA modification
Molecular function (GO): protein binding; zinc ion binding; RNA binding
Source: RefSeq, a predicted model, not a curated record
GUUCGCUGUCCGGUCCUAGGCCAAAUGCAUGUGUUCCAUUAGACUAUCAUAAUGCAAAACCAAACCCCGCCAUUUUCCGCAUCUCAGACAGAAUUCUAUGCAUCCCUCCUCCAAACAAGCCUGAAAACCAACGACCCAUUUACCAUCAAACCAAUCCAUUGCCGCGUAAUAAAGUACGGACUUCACUUAGGCGUGUACUUGAUGAAUAAUCUGAUGAAUGCAUACGCAAAAAAGGGGUUUAUCCGCGAUGCUCACCGAAUAUUUGAUGAAAUGCCUCUGAAAAUUACAUCUUCAUAUAACACACUUUUAUCUGCAUAUGCUAAACAGGGCAUGAUAUGCAAAGCUCGUUGUAUCUUUCGUGAAAUGCCCGAUCCUGAUUCUGUUUCUUGGACAGCGAUGAUUGUGGGAUAUAAUCAAUUAGGUCAUUUUGCGACUGCUGUUUGGAUGUUUUUGGAGAUGAUGAAACAGAAAAUUCUGCCUACCCAAUACACGGUUACUAAUAUUCUCGCGUCUUGUGCUGCCUAUGAAGCUUUGGAUAUAGGCAGGAACGUUCACUCGUUUGUUAUUAAACUUGGCCUCACUGGCUGUGUAUCUGUAGCUAAUUCUUUGGUAAAUAUGUAUGCAAAGUCAGGUGACGUUGAGACCGCAGUUUUUGUUGUUGAUAGAAUUAAAUUAAAGAACGUUUCAACUUGGAAUGCCACAAUAUCAUUGCAUAUGCAAAUGGGUCAAGUAGACCUUGCACUGGCUCAGUUUGAGGAAAUGACUGAACGUGAUAUUAUUUCGUGGAAUUCAAUGAUUGCAGGUUAUAAUCAGCAUGGUUCUGAUGUUGAAGCUCUGAAUAUGUUCUCAAAGAUGCUCAGGGAAUCUCGAUUAAAGCCUGAUAGAUACACUCUGGCUAGUGUGCUGUCUGCUUGUGCAAAUCUUGAGGAGUUAAAAUCAGGGAAGCAAAUACAUGCUCACAUCAUUAGAAGCGAAUUUGAUACUGUGGGGCCAGUAGGGAAUGCAUUGAUCUCCAUGUACUCGAAAGGUGGCUGUAUCAAAAUAGCAGAAAAGAUUUUAGAGCAGUUUGGAACAUCCAUUUUAAACGUUAUAGCAUUUACAGCCUUAUUAGAUAGCUACGUCAAGCUUGGUGAUUUAGAUCCUGCCAGACAGAUUUUUGAUUCAUUAAAGGAUCCUGAUGUAGUUGCAUGGACAGCUAUGGUUGUUGGCUAUGUGCAGAAUGGCCUCAAUGAUGAAGCAAUGACGCUCUUCAGAUCAAUGAUCAAAGAAGGUCCAAGGCCUAAUAGCUAUACUCUGGCAGCUAUGUUGAGUGUCAGUUCAAACUUGGCUUCUUUGAAUCAUGGUAAACAAAUUCAUGCAAUUUCUGUAAAGUUGAGGGAAGCAUCAGCGGUUUCUGUGAGCAAUGCAUUGAUUAAUAUGUAUGCUAAGGCUGGUAAUAUCAAUUGUGCACGGAGGGUAUUCAGCGUAAUACAAAUGAAUAGAGAUGCAAUCUCUUGGACAUCCAUGAUUCUGGCUUUAGCUCAACAUGGGCACGGAGAGGAGGCCUUACAACUCUUUGAGAACAUGCUGGAGAUUGGUAUUAGCCCAGACCAUAUAACUUAUGUUGGUGUUCUUUCUGCCUGCACACAUGUGGGAUUGGUGGCUAAAGGUCGAAGUUACUAUAAAAUGAUGAAAAAUACCCAUGGGAUCGAACCCACCUCUAGCCACUGUGCUUGCAUGAUUGACAUGUUUGGUCGUGCGGGAUUGCUAUGGGAAGCGCAAGAUUUUAUAGAGAACAUGCCAAUUGAACCAGAUGUCAUAGCUUGGGGUUCACUUUUAGCUUCUUGUAAAGUUCACAAAAAUGUGGAGCUAGCGAAAAUUGCUGCCGAAAGAUUGCUUUCAAUUGAACCUGAUAAUAGUGGGGCCUAUUCAGCACUUGCUAAUGUCUAUUCAGCUUGUGGAAAAUGGACUGAAGCCGCUCGGGUUAGAAAGUUGAUGAAGGAUAAGCAGGUGAAGAAAGAACAAGGAAUCAGUUGGGUGCAAAUCAAGACUGAAGUCCAUGUCUUUGGUGCUGAAGAUUUGCUUCACCCACAAAGAGAUGCAGUUUAUCAGAUGAUUGCAAAAAUCUGGGAGGAGAUUAAAAGAAUGGGUUUUGUUCCUGAUACUGCUUCAGUAUUGCAUGAUCUUGAUCAAGAAUUGAAAGAGCAAAUUCUUAAACGACACAGUGAAAAGCUCGCCAUUGCAUUCGCAUUAAUGAAUACCCCAGAUGGAACUACUUUAAGGAUCAUGAAAAACCUCAGAGUUUGUAAUGACUGUCAUUCAGCAAUCAAAUUCAUUGCGAAACUUGUUGAUAGAGAAAUUAUUGUUAGAGAUGCUACACGUUUCCAUCACUUUAAAGGGGGUUCAUGUUCAUGUCUUGAUUAUUGGUAAGUUUGGAAUAAUGUUAUAAAGUAUCCUUGUAUGGAUAGCAGAAUGAUUUGACAGUGGUUGAACGAGAAUUGACAGACUUAAAUGACGUUUGAAGCAUAAAUUUUUGGGAUAGGCAGCAGUAGUUGCUGCAGAUUCCGGUUCAUGCACCAAUUUGGAUGAUAUUCUGAAGGUUUGCACCAGCUGAGGUGGAAGAAUCUGGAAUGGUCAAUGAAGUCGUGGCCCUUCAAGAAUUUUCUUGUUCAAGGUGAAUACUUUUUGAUUCUGUGAUGGUGUAUCUUCACCUGGGCUCAAAGAAGUGGAUGCUUCAAACAUGAGAUGAACUGUAAACGUGUUUCUGCUCAUUUUGAUGUUUCUUGCAGUAAUUGGGUCAUAUUUUUAUAGAAACUUGAAGCAGCUGAAGUAGAAUCUUUUAUGGUAAAUAAUGUUGAUAUUCGUCUUGCCCAAGGAAUUGCUGAAGCACUACAACUUCAAAUCCCAGCAAAUAUUGCAGGGCAUACAGGGACAAUUAUAGCUACCUUAAGGAAAAAAUGUGGGACAGGAUAGGAUCCUCUUUUUUCCCAUUUGUCCAGAGGUCUUAAUGACUCGCAUAUGGCUCUCAUGACAUUUGGAUUUUGCAUUUAGAGCUAUUAGCAGCAAACGGGACAUGCUGCAAGAAUGAUGCUAGUGCAGGGAAAUAAACCUAAACGAAGCAAGGCAAUUGAAUAACAUUAUGCCCUUGAUUUUGGGGAGCUGCAGAUAAUCACUGGUCUCUAUAUGUACAUGGCAAUAUUUUAUAUGCAGCAUUGAAUUGGACUAAAGAGUGUAAUACUAAAAAUUUUAGUUUUUUUUAUUUUUUUUUAAUGUGUCUAGUACUUUACAGUCCACCUCUAUCAAACGCUCAUCAAAUUCUUCAUACCGCCAACUGCCAAAGUGUAACUGUUCAAAUGCAGUAUGGUGUACAUGGUCUUGUUGCCUACAUUCUUCUUAUCACCGAUUGUAGUGGCAUA